CUAUAUUAAAAAAAUUAAAGUCGGUGUGUAGUUUUUUGGAAGAAAACAUUCAUGAUUAUCAAAGACAGAUAAGUAGAAGGGGUCAGAAAAUCCCAGGAUAAAAAAGCCUUAUAUAAUGGAAAUCAGUUAACGAACAAGCUAAAAGAACAAUACAACAGGUACCGCUUGUAUUACCUACUUUCUUUGAAGAAUAACAAAACAGCUGUUGCUUGCUAAUGCGUAAAACAGAUCAAAGAUCCCAUGACCUCAAGUAUGUUUUUGAAUAAACUAUUUCCGAUGAAAAUUUAUAUCUAUUAAGUGUAAGGGCUUUAAAAUGUCAUGCCCCCUCCCAAUCGAAUACUUUCUCCGAAAUACUUCAAGGUUUAGGUGUCUACUAAUAUAAAUUUGACUUAUAUUUUGAACUACUUAUUUGUACUUUUAGUAGUAUUAUCCGUAAGUUUGCAAGUAAAGGGUGGUAUCUGCAUCCUACAUUUUGCGUACUCGAAAAAAAUGUCAUGAAAAGAUUCCUAAAAUCUUUCAUCAACUAGUAAAGUUCUCGUUUCACUAAAUAUAUGACCGCACGGCUUACUACUGAAGUUCACAAACAUAGGCAACUACCUGAAAAUAGUUUUAAAUACAAACUGACAGCCAUAAAAUAUAUUAGCACUAAAUAUAUAUUUUGUUAUAUUUUUGAAUUAUUGAAGAGUACUCACUAAUGACAUAUCUCUUAAACGGAACAAUGCAAACAGCGAUAAAGUAAGUUACUGAUUGCAUCUAAAUGUUAGUACAGAUUACCUAUAAUUAAAAAGGAUGAAAUGUAUUAAAGAUCCUGUAAAAUUCAAUUCGAAUCGACGUUCAAACAGUGUGAAUGUGAUCAAUAGCAUUUAAAGUGAUCAUGAGAGGUUGUCACAAUUAUUGUGCUUUCUUAGCUUCCCAUAUUAUUGUCUAGUAUGUUAACAAAACUUUGACGAAGUUAACGUCUAACUCAAGGAAUGUCAGUUUGUCAAAACCACUUAUGUUAUUUCCAAUUCGCCUAAAAUUUUACAAAAUGAAAUUGGACUCAUUAAUCUAAACAAUAGCAGGAAUUUCAGACAGCGAGAUAUAUCAUCCUAAUAUGUGACUACUAAUUUUAAGAUAUAUUUACUACAAAUGGCGUUAUAAUUAUUUCGUAAAAUAUUAGAAAUAUAUCACACAACUGUAAUGUGGACAAGUAUUUUCUGAAACGGUGUUCUUCUUUACAGAAGAUAUAGAAAAAUGUAAAACAGAUAUGAAUUAAAUCGACACUUUGCUUGAUCAUUAUGUUCAUUAGCCUUAACUCUUAUAAAAAAUUGUAGGACGAAUACUUUCUAUUUCUGCCCACUUUGGUGUUAAAGGUUUAACUGUUGAUGGUUCCCUAAUAAUUUCUGAUGAAUUGCUUUAUGUCGCAUUGCUUUUAUAUUAUAGAUGUGUACUCCCGUGGUGCGAUCUACAAAGCGACGAUAAGAUACCCAUAAGCAAGUCUAGAUAAACAUCGAUAUGCUCUCUAGUCAUCCAGGUAUAUCUUAGUACUCGGUCGCAUAUACUCUCGUAUAAUUGGUAUCAUAGUUGUAGCUCGUCGGUUUCUUAGGCACUGGAAGUGUCUUUUUGACAUGAUCUAUCAUAUAUAAGACGGACCUCCUAAUUAUGUUUAACGAAGUCCUACUUACUCAGUCUUCUAUAACACUUCUUCCUCUAUUGAACUUGCGUUUUCUAGGGACCGUUUCGUCGAUUUCUAAAACUUUUCUGAUUCCUUUAAACGACUGAUGGAAGCUUGUUAUUUUCAUUGCACAUGUAUCUCGACAGUAACCAUACCACUGAACUGCCGAAUCUUCAGGUUUCAGCCAAUGUAACUGGUGCUUUUAUUAUCCGGCUUGCAACAAUUAUUUUAAUCUGUAUUAGUGUCAAUCAGGAUCAAGCGGAAAAAGUCCUCGUUCUAGUAGACGCUUUUCUCCAACAUAUAUUACAUAGAAAUACAACGUCUCAAUGAUAGUCUUUACAAUGCCUAGCAGUCAUUAGAAUACCGUAAUAACAAAUAAAGGAACUUCUCAGUAAUCCCGUGUGUUUUAGCCACUCAACUAUGACGUCCUACUUGAAAUCCCCUGUAAACCGGUUGUAAGUGAGCAUUAUAUACUGAAAUAAGUGCCGUGACCAUGAAAUCGCUCACUGGCUUCCGUUCUGUUCGUCCAUAAAUUACAGUCUAGUCGUUUAACAGAAGUUUUCGAUUUACUAAUAACAAGGUAUAUUUAUCACUUCUAAAUAAAAAGAAUUGGAAAACUUUCAUAACUUUAUUAACAACGCUUAUUAGCGAUAAAAUGUUUGAAUUAAGGAAGAAAUCGAACGAAAACUGCUGAUGACCAAUGCAGGAAAAUCCGAGGGUUAGUAUAGAACAAGUGUACUCAUAAUAACCAAAUCUUCAGCUAUAGUAGCAAUAAUUAAACGGCUCAUAAAAUUUAUUUAAGACUACUAUUUAGAAAACAUAUAGUAUUCGACAGAAAUGUGCUUUGCAGAAAAGUACCGAGUCUAAUGAUUAUCUUCGUGAGGAGUGUGCACUCAAAAAGAACUAUCAAGCGGACUGUCGAGAACAUUUAGCCCAAAAACUAUAAUCGAAGGUAACGGACGGAUUUUAUCAUCCCAUAUAAUAAAUAUCUCAAAUAUUACAAUCAAAUUAUCGGGGAUCACUGAAAUACGUUCAGCUUAAAAACGAACAAGAUCUGUCCAGUUUUUACUAUCCAACUAAAGGAUAUACUGUCAAAGGAACAUGAAUCAAAUAUAAUUUUCUAAACGUAAUUAAUUAAAUGUGUAAAACACAAACGUACACAGUGUGAUUGACCUUUUUUUCAUUAUUUGUGUAAACAUCAAUUACAGUUAAAUAUCACUAAAUAUCCUCUCAAUAACUGGAGCAUAUAAAUAGUUUUAAACAUAGAAAUGAUAAGGAAAUAUGGAUCCAGUUGUUCGACCAGCAAAAGAGCGAAUACAACAGUUCAAAGUAAACUUCCUAGGUUCGCAAUUGAUUAUUUCACUGAGAAAUACAAUAAAAGCUUCACUGGUGAACCUAUCAGCUUACAGAAUAUGGAAACUAACUGAUUAAGGAAACUGUUUUCUUCAAUAAAGUCAAUUGAGUAUUUGUAUAACUGAUGUCUGGAUGUAUCGGUUUAAAGCCUAAGAUAGUUUUUUUCAUUAUUCAGGCGGUAAAUAAUAGUCAAAAUAAAAACAUCCUCCUUAAUAUGUGCUAUGCCAUAAUUAAAUAAGUUUACAUACAAUAUUUGAAAGGACUGUUUUCGUUUAGUCAAAAUUAUCGAACUUAUUUCAAAUGUACUUUUCAUGCUUCAGGUAUAUUUCAUAGUCUUCGUUUUAUUUUUUCUUACAAUUAAGGUUUAUUCAUCCUUAUUUCAACCUCUGAAUCAAGUGACCAGCUUAUUGACCUACAGUCUGCUCUCCGUUGCUUUGCUACUCUUAUUCCUAUUCCUGAUUGUAUUACUGAUUUAUCGACGUCGUCACAGAGAUGGAAAAUCUAACAAACACUCAUUUUUUAUUAGUUUCAAUCCAGCAAGACGUUUACAUUCAAGCAGUGGGAAUGGUUCAUCCAUCCUGGGACUAGGUAGUGAUUUAACGACAAGUGGUUUACCGCUUGAUUUAGCUACUCUUGAGCCAUUAUGGAAUCAAGAAGUUAAUUCAUUAUACGGCAUUAGUAAACCUGAUCUUAACAACUUUGAACAAGUCCCACAGAUACCAGCAGCAAAUAUACGUUUUCUACGUUAUAUUGGGUGUGGAGCAUUUGGUAAAGUGUGGGAAGGUUGGCUUCAUGUUCGUGAUGCGAAUGGGGAACGAUUUGAAAAGGUUGCACUAAAAGUACGAAAUUGUAAAUCACUAACUGAAGCUGAAUUUAAACGUGAAGCGACACUUAUGCACAAAUAUCAACAUACAAAUAUUGUACGAUUCUUCGGUGUGUCAUUUGACUCACCUGGACAACAAUGUCUUGUCCUAGAAAUGAUGGAUCAGGGCAAUUUAAGAGAUUAUCUUCACCGUUCACGGCCAAGAAUUGCACCUGAUAUAGCUGCGAAUGUUUUUGCUGCUGCAGCUAUCUGUGCCGCUGCUGGGAGAACAGGAGGUUCUGAUGGCUCGUCAGUAAACACGAGCACAACUAGUACGGCGCCGGGUGGUGGAACGCCAAGUGCUUCAAACGUUAUUACAUUGACAGCACAGUUAGAUCUACCUGCACUAGUCACCAUAAUGAGAGAUAUAUGUCAUGGAUGCCGUUAUCUUGAAGAGCAACACUUUGUCCAUAGAGACAUUGCAGCACGAAACUGUUUAGUGAGUCAUAAUCAUUCAAGUGGACGUAUAGUCAAAUUGUGUGAUUUCGGACUAGCACGAGAUAUUUAUAAAAAUGAUUACUAUCGUAAGCGCAAUGAACCCAAAUUACCUGUGAGAUGGAUGUCGCCAGAAGCUAUUCGUGAUGGUUUAUUCACAACAAAAUCUGAUGUUUGGGCGUAUGCUGUUACCUGCUGGGAAGUUUUAACCCUAGGUGCUGACCCAUUUUACGGCCGAGCGAAUGUGGAUGUCAUGAAUUUAGUUAUUGGUGGACACGUUUUGGGAUGUCCUGAAAAUUGUCCAGAAGAACUUUAUAAUCAACUACUACAAUGUUGGAGUCGAUUCACAGAAAUGAGACCAACAUUUGGACAGUUAUGCAAAAAGAUGGAUGAAUUCAUUAUGGCUUCACAAAAUAAUCAAAGCCCCUUCUCUCAACCAUUUGUUGUAUCGUUGCCUCUGCCCAAAAGUUUACAAGGUAGAUCAGGACAACAAGCAUCCAUGUAUGGUUCCAACAAACCACAUCACGAAUCAAAUGAUUUAUCACUUUGCAUGCUUUCUAAUAACUGUCAACGUAGGACAUCUCUAGAUGGUGGACGCCCAGUAAGCGACAUGGAUUCAUCGCUAAUUAAUGAGACCAAUCUAUCCCAAGGAAUGAGUUCCAGUAAACAACUUCUACUAUCAUCCAACAAUUCUAAAGACUUGAAGCCAUCGGCAUUUCAUACAAAAAGCCGUUCGUAUGCAGAAACAGCUACUCGUGGUUACAUUGUAACACCUGGUGUUGAAGGCAUUAGUAUGAAUAAGUUCAACUACCGGGAGUCUCGAAUGGAGAACCGAAUUUACACCUCAUCAACUGCCCCACUGGCUGGUGCUUAUGAAUGUUCAAUGUCUGAUCCAUCCACGGAACAGACGACAUUGGCGACUACAUCGAACGGUACUGAAAGUAAUAGACAAGCCUCGGUUAAGCUGAAGUCGCGGUCAAUACAAGGUAAUACGGAGAACAGAAUUGAUAAAAUGACAAACUCAACAAAUGCGAUUCUGCAACAUCGACAAAACCAAAUCCAACCACCAAGUUCAAACUUUUGCUUAGACACCUUAUUACGCGAUCAAAAUGGCAUGAAAGUAAAUUCUUACAAAACUUUGGGUUUUCAUGAUAAGAGUAGUAAUCACAGUAAUAAGUUCAAUUCCCUCAGUACCACCGAUGCUAAUAACAGUGAUCAAAGAGGGAGUCAUCUAGUUCCGUUUAAUUACAACCAUGCACACAGUAAACCACUACAUUCUAAAUCAUUUAAUUCAAAAUCAACCAGUAUGGUAGACACUAUGCCUCAUAGUGGUAGUGGGUCAACCAAUAACCGGAGUCUAACAGCUUAUUGGUUAAUGGAAACUGGUGGUGGUGUUGACUCACUAGGUUAUGAAAGACCAUCACUAAUCCGUACAUCAUUUCCAUCUCAGACGAACUCAGCGAAUUCACAUGGUGAAAAUACUAAUAUUUCAACAUUCAUUGAUCAAAACUGUAACAAUGACUUUCUUGAAAGAGUUAUUUGCAAUUACCAAUCGCUAAAAAAGGCAUCAACUAACGUAUUAACAACCUGAGUUUGAAGCAUUACUGCGGAAGUGACCUUCGUAUGUUACGAAACAAUUAACGCACAAUCACAAAUAUAAAUAAGUACACAUACGGUGCCAUAUUAAAAGUGUUAAUUAUC
Messenger RNA from Schistosoma curassoni, 6005 nucleotides. The record is from the annotation of a GenBank genome assembly. Lineage: Eukaryota; Metazoa; Platyhelminthes; Trematoda; Strigeidida; Schistosomatidae.